UCAUUGCAGAAUAUAAUAGUUCCGAUGUGGGUGUGUUUUGACGGACGGUUAUUUUGUGUGCACCAUGCAGAUGAUGGAAGAGAAACGUCAAAGCAGAUUGGAUUAAAACGGAAAGAAACCGAUUCAAGUGUGUGUAAUGAGGAUUCAAGAGCUGGAUCAUCGCAUGAUGGAGCAGCUGCCUGAGGAUGUUGUAGGAAGGCGGGUGUUGUGUGAUGGAGAACGGGCCACGGUGCGAUACGUCGGGGCUGUUCCACCUACCAAAGGACUGUGGCUUGGUGUGGAGUGGGACAAUCCACAAAGAGGCAAACAUGACGGAAGCUGUGAAGGAUUUCGCUAUUUUACAUGCAGUCAUCCAACAGGUGGCUCAUUUGUGCGAGCUAAAAAAGUCAGCUUUGGCAUGGACUACCUGUCUGCAGUAAAGCAGCGCUAUGAGCUGGAACUGGAGGAGGCCAUUGGAGAGCAGGUGGUAAUAUCCACCAAGUCUGUGAAGAUGGUCGGCUUUGAGUCCAUUCUAGAAAAACAGCGGAUGGAGAAUCUAACAGAAAUUGCUCUCAGAAAUUGUGAAGUAUCAGGUCCAGGGCCUGAAAAUGAAGUCAGGAUAAACACACCAAAUGUAAUUUCUUUGGAUAUGUCUGGAAAUCUUCUGAGCUCAUGGGAGGUUGUGGUAGCAAUUACAGAGCAGCUAGAGAAACUGCAGGUACUUUUCCUCAGUCAUAACAGACUAAGGAUUUCCUCAAACCCAUCUAACAUGAGCCACGCCUUCUCCCACCUAAGAGUCCUGAUUCUCAACAGCUGUGCUAUUACCUGGUCUCAGGUGCUCUCGUGCGCCCCCAUGUGGCCACAACUAGAAGAGCUGUUUCUCAACGAUAAUAAUAUAACUGAACUAAAAAGACCUGUAGAUGUGCUGCAAGGUUUGAAGGUUCUUGAUUUGUCCAAAAACAGUUUAGUGCAGGAAAGUCUACUACAAUUAUCACAGCUAUCCAGGUUGGAGAAGCUGAACCUCUGCAGCACAGGACUCUCUGUCAUUCAGUUCAGUGACACGUUAAUAGGCACCAAGACUUCAGCGUUCCCUGCACUUAAGGUUCUUUUUCUUGACAACAAUAAAAUCUCUGAGUGGGCUGUCAUUAAUGAACUGGAGAAGCUGAGCGCUUUGGUGCAGUUGACCUGUAAACAUAACCCCCUGAUGGAUCUGGAGAAUAAUUGUGAGACGACUCGGCAGCUCCUCAUCGCACGCAUCGGUCAGCUGGAGAUACUCAACAAGAUUCAGGUGCUGCAGAAGGAGAGAAGAGGUGCUGAGCUGGAUUACUGUAAGAAGUAUGGUCGUGCUUGGCUGCAGGCUGGAGGCCACAUUGAUCCGCAACUGAACCAUCCCAGUGCAGAAUUCAUAGCACAGCACCCUCGCUACCUGACGCUUAUCCAGAAAUACGGUGCACCUAUGGAAGAUGAGCUAAAGGAGCAGAAACCUUUUGCUCUAAAAGACCAGCUGUUGACAAUUACAUUUGAGUGUCCUGUGGACACAGGCAGGAAAUCCAUACAGAAGAAGCUUCCCGGCUCUAUGAUCGUUCAGAAGGUGAAGGGACUGCUGCAUAGAUUAUUAAAACUACCAGGUGCUGAGCUACACCUCAGCUACACAAGCUCAAAGAUGGCAGAUAAAGAGAUCGAGAUCGACAAUGACCUGAAGCCACUGCAGUUCUACUCUAUAGAAGAUGGGGACAGAAUCCUGGUGCGCUGGUCCUGAGGAUACAGUUAAAGCCCAGUAGACUCUGGGUGAUGUUUGUCACCUGCCGUAACACGCUAACACAGAACACUGCACAAUAUCAGAUGUAGACUUCUACCAUUCAUCUCUCCACUCUUCUUUUCUCAAAGUCUGGACUCACGCCGAUGGUCUGCAGAGCGAAUGAUGGUCAGAGAUUGUGUGCCAAGAGACAGACUCAGUAAAGUUAUAAAAUAAGGUUAUGCCUUGAAAAAUAUUAUGCCUCGAUUUUAGGUCCUGUAAAGAUGUUGUAGAGAGGAAUAUGUGUUUUCCUGGAAAACAUGUUCUGAGGAAACAUGCUGAGGUUUGCUAUCAUUUCAUAUCAAACUGCAGUGUUCCAUGUGAAGCAGAAAGAUGAGGUGUGUUUGUUUAAAAUGCUUUAGUUCUGAGAUGUGGUAAGUUGUUGAACAGACGAGCUUAGUCAUUAACUAGAUACCGACCCAAAAUGAAUUGAGGUCCGUCAGCUUCUUCCUCUAGUUUUUAUUUUCAUUGUUGGUUUCCUGCUGCUCUGCUUUCUUCUUUCCUCUUUUCCAUUCACUUCUUGCUGACCUUGUUCUUAAAUUUCACACUUUUCAUAUGAACGUUCCCUACAGAUUACUGUCCACUCAUUCGCUAUAACUAUUGCAGUACUUCUAACAGUUUUACCUGAUAUUACACUUCUAUUAAUCGUACUCUUGUUGUUGAGUGGCAAAACUAAUGGAGGAAUAAAAGAUUAUCAACCUUG
Tachysurus fulvidraco (yellow catfish) is the source of this 2477-nucleotide messenger RNA. It is a transcript of the gene tbce, whose product is annotated as tubulin folding cofactor E. The transcript is spliced from 17 exons. Bases 137 to 1738 code for a protein of 533 amino acids. NCBI's taxonomy places the organism in Eukaryota, Metazoa, Chordata, Actinopteri, Siluriformes, Bagridae. Gene Ontology annotation, cellular component: cytoplasm. Gene Ontology annotation, molecular function: protein binding. The record is from RefSeq and is a predicted model, not a curated record.